Dioszegia hungarica is the source of this 318-nucleotide messenger RNA. RefSeq lists its product as uncharacterized. The record is from RefSeq and is a predicted model, not a curated record. Lineage: Eukaryota; Fungi; Basidiomycota; Tremellomycetes; Tremellales; Bulleribasidiaceae. Bases 1 to 318 code for a protein of 105 amino acids. The transcript has a single exon.
AUGGGCGGACAUUUACCUCUGUCUACCUCUCGGCUCCUCUCGGCUCUCCUGCUUUCGUCCGCGGCACUGACCCCAUCCAGCGGCUCCUGUGGUGUCCGCAACCCUCCGCAACUCCCCCGCUCUCCGGCGGAAGUGCUCCGCGUAUCAGCCGUGCCCAAAUUACGGGCCAAGCUUUCGAUAGUUGGUAGAGAAGCAAGGGCGCCUUUUGUUCUUUUGAUGCCAUUACGUUUGAUUGGGUCAUCGAAGAUUUUUAGCCCCGGAAGGUCUCAGCUGGCCAAGCCCGCCGCGGCGCCACCACAGCUCGCAACUGAUAUCUAG